AUGAAGUCAGAUAACAUUGCAAUGGAGGACCUACCCGACUCCAAAUACUUGAAACAGAGACGAUUAUUAACUCCGUUGAUGUCAAAAAAAGUUCCACCUAUUCCAAGUGAAGAUGAGAGGAAGGCAUACGGGGAAUAUCAUACGAAUCCGAUAUCACGGAUGAUGUUUUGGUGGUUAAAUCCCAUUUUGAAGGUGGGGUAUAGGCGAACAUUAACGGAGAAUGAUCUUUUCUACCUUGAAGACAGACAACGUACAGAGACAUUAUAUGAAAUAUUUCGUGGUUACUUGGAUGAGGAAAUUGCACGUGCAUGGAAAAAAUUUCAAGAAAGCUCAGAUGAUCCAAGAGAGUUCAAGCUUCCGAUCUAUAUUAUCCCUUUAUGUUUAUUUAAGACAAUGAAAUGGGAAUACAGCCGAGGAAUUCUCCAGAAAAUCUUGGGUGAUUGUGCUUCUGCAACGACCCCACUAUUACAGAAAAAACUAAUCAACUUUGUCCAGGUCAAGACUUUCAGUAAUGUCGGAAAUACUGGUCAGGGUGUAGGAUAUGCUAUUGGCGUUUGCUUGAUGAUUUUCUUUCAAGUUUUAAUGUUAACUCAUGCAUUUCACAAUUUCCAAAUUUCGGGUGCAAAGGCAAAAGCUGUUUUGACAAGAUUGCUCUUGGAUAAAUCGUUGACUGUUGAUGCCAGAGGCAACCAUUAUUUUCCAGCAAGUAAGAUUCAAAGCAUGAUUUCUACUGAUUUGAAUAGAAUAGACCUUGCUGUCGGAUUUGCACCAGUGGGGUUUGUUACUAUAUUCCCUAUUAUUAUCUGCAUUGCCUUAUUGAUUUGGAAUGUUGGAGUCUCGGCAUUGGUUGGUAUUGGGGUAUUCAUUGCAAACAUUUUUGUGUUGGGACUUCUUGUAUCAAGUCUAAUGUUAUACAGGGAGAAGGCGAUGGUAUUCACCGACAAAAGAGUCAAUUUGGUUAAGGAACUAUUGAAAAAUUUUAAAAUGAUUAAGUUCUACAGUUGGGAAAACUCUUAUCAGGAUAGAAUUGAAAAUGCAAGGAACAACGAAAUGAAAUAUAUUUUGAGGCUACAAUUGCUAAGAAAUUUUGUGUUUUCGUUAGCUUUUGCGAUGCCUGUUUUGGCAUCAAUGGCUACAUUUUGUACAGCCUUUAAGAUAACUGACGGCAAAAGUGCCGCAUCUGUGUUUUCAUCUCUCUCAUUGUUUGAAGUUUUAUCGCUACAAUUUAUUUUGGCCCCUUUCUCACUAAAUUCUACUGUGGAUAUGAUGGUUUCAGUUAAAAAGAUAAACCAGUUUCUGCAGCAUAAAGAUACCAAUCCAAACGAGUUCAGCGUUGAAAAGUUCAGUGAUAGUACAUUCGCAAUCAAGGUCGAUAAUGCAUCAUUUGAAUGGGAUACGUUUGAGGAUGAAGAGAAAGAUUAUGAAGAGGAAGCUAAAACUAAAGACAACAUUGAAGAUGAAGAUCAUAAUUGUGCUACGGAAACAAUCAAGGGAAAAAUAACAGUUGACUAUAAGAGCGACAGUGACUCAAUUUCUAGUACUUUAACGAAAGGGGUUAAACCUGCAUUUCCUGGACUAAAUAAUAUUAAUCUUGAAAUAGCAAAAGGGGAAUUCAUUGUUGUUACUGGUGCAAUUGGUUCCGGCAAAUCCUCUCUACUUCAGGCCAUUUCUGGGCUAAUGAAGAGAACAUCAGGGGAAGUGUAUGUUGAUGGUGAUUUGUUGUUAUGUGGUUACCCGUGGGUACAAAACUCAACAAUACGAGAGAAUAUACUAUUUGGAUUACCAUUUAAUCAGGAGAGGUAUGACCAAGUCGUGUAUUCAUGCUCGUUGCAGAGUGAUUUUGAUCAAUUUCAAGGAGGUGAUAUGACGGAAGUUGGCGAGAGAGGGAUAACCUUAUCAGGAGGCCAAAAGGCCAGAAUUAAUUUAGCUCGGAGUGUUUAUGCUGAUAAGGAUAUUAUUUUAUUAGACGACGUUCUCAGUGCGGUCGACGCUAAAGUUGGCAAGCAUAUUGUGAAUACAUGCAUCUUAGGAUUAUUGGGAGGUAAAACAAGAAUCAUGGCUACCCACCAACUAAGUUUGAUCGACUCUGCUGAUCGUAUGGUUUUUCUCAAUGGAGAUGGAACUAUUGAUUUUGGUACUAUUCCUGAGCUAAGAAAGAGAAACCAGAAGCUGAUUGAGUUACUACAACAUCAAAGGGAUUCAGGUCAAGAUAAAGAGGAUCUCUCAAAUGAUUUGGAUAUUCAAGGAAGCACAGAUGAGGGUCAGCAAAUUGAGCAUGCAGACGAGCAUAAAGAGAUAGUCAAGAUUAUUGGUGACGAGGAAAAAGCAGUUAAUGCAUUGAGUUUCCAGGUUUAUUAUAACUAUUGUAAGCUUGCAUUUGGUAAGCUUGGAUAUAUUUCGAUGUUGGUAUUCAUUAUUGUUUCUUGUUUGGAGACCUUCACCCAAAUAUUCACCAAUACUUGGUUGUCAUUUUGGAUCGAGGAUAAAUUUGUUAGUAGAUCCAAAAAUUUCUAUAUGGGAAUAUACAUCAUGUUUGCAUUUUUGUAUGCAAUAAUGCUAUGUUUUUUUCUCUUUUUACUGGGAUAUUUUUGUGUAAAGGCAGCAGAGAGACUAAAUAUUAAAGCAUCCAGGAAGAUUCUACAUGUUCCAAUGUCUUUUAUAGACAUAUCACCCAUUGGUAGAGUCUUGAAUCGGUUUACUAAAGAUACAGAUGUAUUAGACAAUGAAUUGUUAGAGCAAUUAAUUCAAUUUUUAAGCCCACUAUUCAACUGUUUUGGUAUUAUCAUAUUGUGCAUUGUUUAUAUACCAUGGUUUGCUAUUGGUGUCCCUAUAAUUCUUGGAUUUUAUUUUAUAAUAGCCAGUUAUUAUCAGGCCAGUGCAAGAGAAAUCAAGAGAUUAGAGGCUGUAAAGAGGUCGUUUGUUUUUGGCCAUUUUCACGAAGUUCUAACAGGGAAAGACACCAUCAAAGCAUAUAAUGCUAUUGAUCGGAUGAAAUUGAAGCUGAACAAAUUGAUUGAUGAACAGAAUGAAGCUUAUUAUCUAACAAUCGCCAAUCAGAGAUGGUUAGGAGCAAAUUUGGCGAUUGUCUCAUUUUCAAUGGUUUUUGUUAUUUCGUUUCUGUGUAUCUUUAGGGUUUUCAACAUAAGUGCAGCAUCCACUGGUUUGCUUUUGACCUACGUCAUAGCACUGACAGAUUCUAUUACCAUGAUUAUGAGAGCAAUGACUCAAGUUGAGAAUGAGUUCAACUCUGUGGAACGGGUCAACCAUUAUGCAUUUGAUCUUAUACAAGAAGCACCAUAUGAAAUACCGGAGAAUGAUCCCGCUGAGGAUUGGCCACAACAUGGCAAAAUUGAAUUCAAAGAUGUGAGUAUGAGAUAUAGACCGGAACUACCAUUUGUUUUGAAAAAUAUCAAUUUGAGUGUUAGAGAACAAGAAAAGAUUGGAUUUUGUGGUAGAACAGGUGCAGGUAAGUCUACAUUUAUGACAUGUCUAUAUAGGAUAACAGAAUACGAAGGCCUUAUAUCAAUCGAUGGUGUUGAUAUUAGCCGAUUAGGGUUGCAUAGACUACGAUCUAAAUUGACCAUUAUACCGCAAGACCCGGUAUUAUUUGUUGGUACCAUUAGGGAGAACCUCGAUCCAUUUACAGAGCAUUCUGAUGAUGAAUUAUGGGAAGCGCUUGCGAUAUCUGGAUUGAUUGACCGGGAAGAUCUAGAAGUCGUCAAGGGACAAGAGAAGAUAGGUGGGAAUGAUAGUGGGAAGUUACACAAGUUCCACCUAGUUCGAAUGGUUGAGGAUGAUGGCAUCAAUUUUUCACUUGGUGAGAGGCAGUUGAUUGCCUUAGCCAGGGCAUUAGUUAGGAAAAGCAAGAUAUUGAUAUUGGAUGAGGCUACAUCGAGUGUUGACUAUGCUACAGACUCUAAAAUCCAGCGAACGAUUGCUAGUGAGUUUAGGGAUUGUACUAUAUUAUGUAUUGCUCAUCGAUUGAACACCAUUUUAGGUUAUGAUAAAAUUGUCGUUAUGGACAAUGGUGAGAUUGUUGAAUUUGAGAAUCCCAAAUUGUUGUUUAUGAGGGAGAAUAGUGUAUUUCGAUCCAUGUGUGAGCAGGCAAACAUCACCAUCAAUGAUUUUGAAUGA
Pichia kudriavzevii is the source of this 4134-nucleotide messenger RNA. RefSeq lists its product as uncharacterized. Gene Ontology annotation, biological process: transmembrane transport. The transcript has a single exon. Gene Ontology annotation, cellular component: plasma membrane. Bases 1 to 4134 code for a protein of 1377 amino acids. The record is from RefSeq and is a predicted model, not a curated record. NCBI's taxonomy places the organism in Eukaryota, Fungi, Ascomycota, Pichiomycetes, Pichiales, Pichiaceae. Gene Ontology annotation, molecular function: ABC-type xenobiotic transporter activity; ATP hydrolysis activity; ATP binding.